Hermetia illucens (black soldier fly) is the source of this 7557-nucleotide messenger RNA. RefSeq lists its product as uncharacterized. Gene Ontology annotation, cellular component: piccolo histone acetyltransferase complex. The record is from RefSeq and is a predicted model, not a curated record. The transcript is spliced from 9 exons. NCBI's taxonomy places the organism in Eukaryota, Metazoa, Arthropoda, Insecta, Diptera, Stratiomyidae. Bases 1628 to 6550 code for a protein of 1640 amino acids. Gene Ontology annotation, biological process: regulation of transcription by RNA polymerase II.
AUGGAUCUUAUAAAAUCUCUUUAAAAUGCAUGCCAUUCAUGGAUUACAUAAAAUUCCAACCUACAAAUAAAUUCAGAAUAUAAUUUCCAUGAAAUCACGACAUUUUCCAGUUGAAAGGGUUGAAAAUUUUCGAAAAAUUUUUCCCAAAAACGCAUGUCAAUGAUAAAUUCGCUCACAUCUUGUUCUCACACGGGCCGCCAUUUUGUGAUUAGUCAAGAUCGUGGUCCUGCGAAAAACUGUUCUCGCAGUCAAGUUUUUCAUGUUUUUUUCGCUUUUAAAGUGUUUCAAAUCGGGAAAAAAGGCUUUAAAUGCGAUCGCGAGUAGUCGCAGGAUCGUUUCAGAUAAGUGAUAUGUGCAAGUUGAGCGUGAAUGGGUGCAUAAAUUGAAUUUUUCAUUUUCCAAAAAAACGAAACGAGAGACAAUUCGUCGAACAAAAAGUCAUCGAUUUAUUGGUGGGCGAGUGUAGUGGUGAAGAAUCCAGAGGAAGGUGCACGUUCGUACAGGGGUGAUGUUGCGCGUGUGUGCGCGGGGCUAUUCACGGCAGUAGCGCCCGACGGCGUGUAAACAAUUUUUGACAGUGUCAGAGGUGGGCUAGUGUUGGCUACGGGCGAAUGGUAGUGGUGUGGAAACUGGCGUGAAAACAUAGGCGCGAGUGCGGUAGUGUGCGGGUCCGUUGCCCAGGGCACGUAGAGGAGUGUUGGUAGAUUGUUUUGCGCGCGCACUCAUUGUCGCCGUGGUCCGUCGUUGGCGCGAAGAGGACGGCUGUAGGCGCGCCGCGUGUUGUCGUCGGCGGGUUGUUGUUGGUGCUGCAAGGGAAAUUCGCCGCGUCGCCAUGAUGGCAUUUUCGCGACCACGCCGUUCCGCACACAAAACACAGAAAAUCCAUUAUUUGUAAUUUUCUUGUGAUUCGGGAGUGUGAAAAGAAUUGGAGAAAUGGCGCGCUGCUAAGACGCAGUGGAGCACGUGGCAGUUUUGUGUCGUGGGCCACAGUAGUGCGGUGGGCCGAGGAAAAUACUCGGCGUGAAGUUUUUCAUUGAAGUUUUUUGAUUUUUGUUUUUCGUUCGCCCGCUCGCCCCGGACGAGGUUUCCGAGAAGUCGCCAGUCGCCCCGCCGGGUGAGCAGUCGAGGUAUUUGCUUGUGUUGAUCGCCGUCCCGUCGUUUGAAUUCGCCGUGGGUCGAAUGACGGCUUGGCCGCCUGGACGGACUAGGCGUGAGUGAAUCUCCCGGGAGUCGCCUGCAAUCGCAUUGCACGGAUUUGACAAUCGCGCGCGCGUUUCGCUGUCAAUUGUCAACUGCGUGUGACAGCUCUCGUUCCUCCAAGAAGUCGACUAGAAUUGCCUGGCUCUGCUGAGAGAAAUUGCGCGGCAGCAUUAUUUAUUAUGCUGACGGCAUCUCGGCAGGAAAUGCUUCGCAGUAGAGACGAACCGAAGCUGUAACAAAGCUACACUAAUCAGACCAUUGCCGGGGAAGCUGUGUCGCAGGGAGAGCGGCAGAACGAUCUCAUCAAGAAACCAAACGUCGGCAAUUUGUAAUUGCGUUCGCCUGACCGGCUGCCGCCUUUCGGGCCCACUGGAAUUUUUGCGACUGUGGCACGUAGUAAAUAACAAAAGCAAACACGACGGGGAAAAUGUCGAAGCUGUCGUUCCGGGCCAGGGCCCUGGAUCCCUGCAAGCCCAUGCCAAUCUUCUUGGCAGAGGAGCUGCCCGACCUGCCCGAGUACUCGGCGAUAAAUCGAGCCGUGCCGCAAAUGCCGAGCGGAAUGGAGAAGGAGGAAGAGUCCGAACAUCAUCUUCAGCGGGCAAUAUGCACGGGUCUAAUAAUUCCAACGCCGGAGGUUUUUACGACCGACCCGGAUUUCUAUGAGAAGAGCUACCCUCCCAAUUACAAGAUGCCACGGCAACUCAUCCAUAUGCAACCACUUGGGUUGGAGCAGGAUAUUCCUGACUAUGAUAUGGAUAGUGCCGAUGAGCUCUGGAUGAAUUCGCAAGCGCGGCGGUUAGACUUAACACCUUUGAAAUUUGAACAAAUGAUGGACAAGCUGGAGAAAAGCUCUGGGCAAACGGUGGUUACCUUGCAUGAAGCCAAAGCUCUGUUGAAACAAGACGAUGAAGUUAGCACAGCAGUUUAUGACUAUUGGUUGAAUAAACGACUGAAAACACAACAUCCCCUCAUUUUGUCUGUUAAAACGGAGAAUCGUUCAGGAACUGCCGCUAACAAUCCGUACUUGGCAUUUAGACGAAGGACUGAGAAAAUGCAGACGCGAAAGAAUCGGAAAAACGAUGAAGCGUCCUACGAAAAAAUGCUGAAGCUACGGAGAGACUUAAGUCGAGCUGUUACUCUGUUGGAAAUGGUGAAGAAGCGAGAGAAAACGAAACGUGAUCAGCUGCAUUUAACGGUUGAGGUGUUCCAGAAACGAUACCAACUCCGUGAUUUCAGCGGAAGUCUCACGAGCGAAUUGAGCUCCAGCAUAAAGUCAUCAAGGCCCGCGUUUGCACCAAUUUAUUCGAAUCAAUACUCCCAUCAUUCAUCAUCGGCUCAGUCUGGAAAUCUACACACAACUUCAUCCACUUCGUCACAACAACAACAACAGCAUCAUCAUCACUAUUCAGCGUCGUCGUACCAUUCAUCUGGAAUCGGAAGUGCUGCAGGUUCAUCGGUAUCCGUUGCGACCAAACGCGACUUGGACACGGGAAAUAGGAAAGAAAAGCGACAGUACAAGAAGCGGAAACACAAAUUACAACGCGACAAACAUUAUACCACUCAAAAUGCCGCAUCACCCGCUGCUAUUGAAUCGACGAUCUCGUCAGAGGAGGAAGACCUGGCCGGUUCACAUUUAAUGGGCUCUGAAGGCGAAGAUGAGGGAAUGUACUCCUUUCGUCGCAAUAAGAAUUGUGAAUAUCAUAGGCCGCUUACCAAAGGUUACGGUAAUUGGCCCUGGGAGUCUAAAGAGGACAACGGUUUGGGUGAUCCUAAGUAUAGGUUUACGUUAACGUCUAUCAGGACGCCAAGGCCGCGGUGUGUUGGAUUUGCACGGCGAAGAGUAGGUCGUGGGGGACGAGUCAUACUAGACCGAAUAUCGACGGAGGCGGACGACCUGUGGUCUCAGCUAGAUUACAAAAUAUUUGAAAGUCGAACAGGCCAGGAAUCGCAAGUUUUAGGACAAGAUACAUUGAAGAAAGCGGAAACAUCGCUGUCGGAUGACGAGAACAUUUCCCGUGAUGAAAAAUUCAUUUCCAGUUCAACAAGUCCGAUCAGUGACCCUUAUCGUGCACUAAGUAAUAUAAUGCUGAGUAUGAAAGGGGAAGCUGAUAGUUUAGAAAGUAGUUAUGGUGGUGUGAUGAUCAACAGCAAUCUGUACAGUGAUUUGUGCAGUAGACUUUAUAGUGGCGAUGUAGAUAUGCAUAGGAAAAGCAACUUUGAAAGUAUUAGAGAUUUACUUAAGAAAGGGAUUAAGCGAGAGCGAGAAAUUGCAGAGGAGGUGGACGUGAGCGGGGACGAUUGGACGCGCUUGCCAGAUGCUUCGCUGCAGUCAGCAUCGUCGUCAUUAGAUCAACGAGAUUCCGAUAUUGUUGUUGAUUUAGUUAGGACUCAAUGUAUAAAUAGGAUAAGUAAUCGAAAUAUUAGUAGUAACAAUAACAAUAAUAUUCAUGCUCCGAGCUACAGUAGUAGUGGUGGCGACACCAUAUUCAAUAGACAAAACACAACGGACGCGACGAGUAGCAGUAAUGUGAUAAAAGAUGAAUACGCAACAGUAAUUAAACGGGAAUUUGAAACAGAUGCAAACUAUUCGGACGAUGAGAACGUGAAUUUGGCAAGUUUAAGCAGUAAAUUGUACGCGUCCAGGGAAGCACUGACAAAUGCUACCGUACUGUCAAAGGAACCGGCCUUCGAGCAGCUGUUGACGCACAGCAAUUUUGUAGAUUUGAAUACAAGUACAAGAUUUCUGCAUAACUCAGAAUAUUUACGCGGGGGAGACGUUAAGCCUGAAACGGUCGUCUCAACGAUAUCUGAGACACAGUCGCGAGUGGACAGCAAGGACGAUGUAGACGACCAGGAGGCCAUCUACAAAGAAUUCCUGAAUGAGAUUCGGAAAAAUUGGCUUCACUUUCACCCGAAAACGCCGCCACCUCCGAGUCCCGAUGAAAAGUCUUCCGACGACGGAACGAGGACGCCAGUGAAUUUCUCUGAGCAAACACCGAUCGCUUUGGAAAUGCAGCGAAUCAACUCAGGUUCUAUCCCGCCCCUCUCACCAAGCUUACCGUCAUCAGUAUUCUCGUCAAAGAUAGACACGGAUCCGAUGUUCGUUACGUCGACGUUCAGCUACAACGAUUUGGGCGGCGAUGAACAAGCACUUCUUCUAAAUACAACGACUGAUAGUUCAAACUCAGGAAUCGAUUUUAAUUUAAGCGGUGACAGUCUCACCGAGUUGAAUUUGUCCUUAGGGGAAGAUGAAAAUGAAAAAAUGCUGGAAAAUAUUCUGGAGGAAUGUCAGAUAGACGACUUGAAGACUUUCAAUCAGACGACGACAUUCUGGGAUGGUAUUUUGGAAGAUGGCGGACUUCUAGAUGUUAUCGACGACAAAAAGGUAAUUAUCCCAGAUGCCAGUAAAUCGGUGGAUCUGUCGGUAAUUGGCACAGUGGCGACGAUUCUUGACGAGAAAGACGAAGGUAAACGGUCAUCAAAUAAACACAAAGGAAGCAUAUCGAAAGUGAAACUGGGCAGUUCACAAUUCACCAUCACAAAUUGUUCGCAAGACGAAAAAUUCUUUAGUAAAGAAGAACCAGCGCCAGCUAAUGCGAUAAUAAAAUGUGAACCGCCAGAAGAGCUACUAGAGAUACCGCAAAGUUCACAGCAAAAAAGUGUUCAAAUUCCAACUUCUCUGUCUAAUUUUGGACGAAGUGUUGCUACGAAUAUAGAGAAUUCAGAAACAUCUCAAUCUAUUGGCAACGCGCAACCCAAUAUUGUUGAAAACCGUAACCCGCCUAUUAAAGUUUUAGUAAAGCAAGACACUCCCGCAUCUAACAUUUCAACAACACCUGCUCCAAUAGUCACUAAAAUAAAUCAAGUUCCUAUAAAUCAAGUGAAUGCGUCGCAAGUUAUAACAACAAUACCAUCAAAUGUGAAAGUGGAAAAUAACAAGGCGACAUUGAUUGCGAAUGUUAUUCGUGAUGUCGUGGCGAGCGGAGCAACAGGGUCAGUAGGAGGAACGACUGGUAUUGUGAACGUUUCUAACAACAUAAAUGCAUCUACAAAUGUUCCUUCAUUGUUGAUGACAUCGAUUCAGCAACAGCCUCAACAACAAAUACAACAUCAGACAUCAUCUCAGCCUCAGCCCCAACAGCACAUUAUUUUCAGACAAAUUACUCAAUCGUCACAGGCACCGCAACAAAUUCAAACUUCAAGUGGAGUUGUUAAUGCAACGGCUGGUAAUUACACAACCGAUGGAAGCGGAGCAAUUGUGAUUGCAGCAAGUACGCCAUCGCCUACGAAACGACAAAGCAAUGGACCGACAGCCAUCCAAACCAUUCUGAAGCAACGGUAUGCAAACAGACGCUUGAAUUUAAUUCCACAACAACAGGAUGAGGUGGUCGUGCAAACCACACAAAAACAACAAGUUCAACCCCAGCAGCAUUUGCGAACAAUGGCUGGAAAUCUCAUCAAGAUGUCCUCGCUUCCAGUGAUUGAUCUUAACUUCCAACAACAAACCCAAGCAUCGCAGCAAACACAGCAGCAGCAACAAAAUGCAAUUUCAGCUUCAGCGGCUGUUGCGGUGGCUGCCAAUCAUAACUACAGUCUUCAACCUACCGCUCAACCUAUCACUAUAAUAGGACAUCAACAGCAAUCAGGCAAUAAGAUCAUCUUAAACACUUCCGGUGCAGGUGGCAAUGUUGCCGGUGGAACGAACUUCACCGUUUCCGAUCUGCCUGCAAAGUUUCAAUAUAGUCAGCUUCCCUCAUCGAAUAUUAAGGUGAAUUUAGUUACCAGCUCGGGAAUUCAGCAAGGCAGUCUGAUAAUGGAUGCAAAAAAUUCAGAAAUGGUUAAAACAUCGCUCCAGCAACAUCAACAGGCACAAAUCACAGUUGCAGCAGGACACGAACAAACACAAUCUCCACAGUACGCGGCGCGUAAAGCAGUGAACAUGUUUAUCGAUCCCGAGCAGAAGCGAGUUCUUUGCAAGUUAGUUAAUUUGUCGUCGUUGCAACAAAAGAACACUCCCGGGCAGAUUGUGCAAGUUUCUUCGGGUGCAGCAGCUCAUCUAGCCAAUAAGGGUCAAACAGUCCAGCGAAUAGGAAACUCUGCAAUUCUGGCGAAUGUUCGAUCGUUGGUUAAUAACCAGGUGAUCGGGACAACUGCGAAUGCGGUUCCGACUGCAGGAGGAAAUGUGAAUUCAAUUGUGGCAGUCGCGCAAGGUGGUUUGAGCAGUGGGUCAGUGGGUGAUGUGACAAUGAAAAAUCAGACAACUGGGGGUGGUGGAAGUAGUAGCGGUGGCGGCGACACAACUGCAAAUGUUGUCUCGAGCGGGAUUAAUCUGAAUACGACUAAUAGGUGAGAAAAGGAGAGAUAACUACUAGUAACUUCAAUUGUCAUCAUUGUUGGAAUGAUAAGUGUUGGAUUUGAUAACAACUACGAUGGUCGAAAGAGCCACUUCACAUUUGGGACGUUUUAUGAUAGAGUCACUGAUUCUCAGAUAACAUUUUGUUAUUCGGCGUUUAGCUGCUAAUGAUCAUCAUCCUGCUCGUCAUCCGUUGAAUUUCUGUAAUCGCUACUACUGGAUGGGACGUGAUGAAUCGUUCCUCAGUGGGGGCGGGCAUCUUUAAUUGAUAUUUUUAACGCCAACUAUUUAAAAGUGGAUGUGCUUUUUCUCUCGUCUCUUGUGUGCUUCACACUCAUUUCAAGGAUAUAAUUCAGCUUUGCUGAGACUUUUCGUUGUUUCUCACGUCUUGAUAUCGAGGCGCUGUAAUAAAGAUAAUCCAGACAUGUGUCUUGGAGUCAAUUUUAGGUUUUUCUUUUUUGUCACUUGAGCAAAAAUUUCAAAAUCAGGAUCCUGCACUAAAGUAUCAGUUGCCAUUUGUGUCGUGACUUGCCGUCGGUUACUUUUUAUCCAAUAGUUCUGACGUUGAGAUUGCCGUUGCACUUUGUAUCUUUUCGUGAAGGGUAAUUUUAGAUACACACACAUAAUAAACACGGGAAGGGAAGGAAAGGAGAAAUCGUGUCGUCGUCGUCGUCGCUUCUGUUUGUUUUGUACUUUUCAUCUUCUCUAUAAUUGAUGAUAAUUAGAAAUUAAAUUCUAAUAAUUUUGUUAAUGUAUAUUAAUAACGGAAAUCUUAGAUCUUAUUUUCAAGAUCGAAUUUUAUAUUAUUUUGUAAAUAUUGCUUAGGAUAAACAAAUAGAAAAGAACAAGAGAGAGAAUACACAAAAUACCUAGGUUUUUCACUAUGACCGUACUCUAAGUAGUUUUCAUUGAGAAUGAUGAUUAUAAAUUAAAAUUAAUAUUAUUUUUUUAAUAUUAUUAUUGAAAAAAAAGAGAAAAAAACAAAACAACAAUUUCAAAAUGCA